Messenger RNA from Dacryopinax primogenitus, 1179 nucleotides. RefSeq lists its product as uncharacterized. NCBI's taxonomy places the organism in Eukaryota, Fungi, Basidiomycota, Dacrymycetes, Dacrymycetales, Dacrymycetaceae. Gene Ontology annotation, molecular function: protein binding. The record is from RefSeq and is a predicted model, not a curated record. The transcript has 2 exons. The coding region runs from base 1 to 1179 and encodes 392 amino acids.
AUGAAGAUGGGCAACGGCAGCCUCCCUGAACUCCCCCCAGAACUGUACGAACACAUCAUCGCUUUCCUAGACGACCGACGUGAUCUGCUCCGAAUCUGCUUAACAAACUCCAUCUUGCAUGAUCUCGCCGCUCGGUACCUCUAUCGCCGUCUGAGAAUACAAGACUUCCGGAGGGCGGUCGCUGCCUGCAUCCUCCUAGUCAAGAGACCGCACAUCGCGGCGUACGUGACGCAGCUCGAAGCAGACUUUGGCGAAGUCCCCGACUGGAUCGUCCAUCAAUGGCCUAAGCCGAGGAUCUUCCUCAACACCUUCGCACCCGCUUAUUGCCGCAUCAUGUUCCGCGCGUUUGGGUCAAUGAACCAGCUCGAACAUCUGACAUUUAAAAACACUUCGCCGUUGGGCAGGCUGCCUAUGACGAACCUGGCCAACUGCACCUUCCGGGUCCGGUCGCUCACUCUUCCAACGUCAACAUUCGAGCAUGUGAUACUGCAGAGUCAGCCCCUCAUCGAAGAUCUGGAAGUCCUAGACGGACCAAGCUUCUCCAUCCUUGCAUUACGUCGAACAGCAAUCCCACAUCUUAAACGCUUGGCAGCGUUCCAGAUAGAUGCCAAGUAUCUUAUACCUGGUCGGCCUGUGGUCGAGUUCCGCCGGCUCGAUACCCUGCUGGAAGAACACGUGCCGGAUUGUCUAAACACUCUUUCGCAGUCGACCGGUCCGCUCAAGAGGGUCAGGUUGCUGAUGAUGAAGAUCGACGGCCUGUUCUUCGUCCGAGCUGCCGCUGCCAUUCCGGAUAUCGUCGAUCUCGUCAUUCACGGUAUGGGGAACGUGGAGCACACGGUUUCAGAAGAACUGCAAACUUUCGAGGUCGUCCACGCGUUCCGUGGUUUCCGCUCGCUCAAGAAUAUAGAGAUCCAUUCCUACUACGACGGCUCGGCAGAGUACUACUUCCCGCCCAUACACGUUCUGGGCCGAGCCUGUAGCACGCUCGAAACUUUCACGAUAGUCGAUGAGCUGCGGGGGAACUCGGACCGCUCGCGCCUGCCUGCUUACCAGCUGCAUCGAGAACUUGGAAAGAUACUCCAGGAGGGGGAACUGGAGUGGAUACCGAGGAAUGGGAUUGUAAGGACGCCGCCGUCGGUGCCUGGAAGGCAAGUGACACUUGUCGAAUGGAUUGGAUGA